ACCAGUUUCAUAAAACAACUAGCAAUGGGUAUUAAAGGGUUGAACAACCUUCUUAAGGAGAAUGCUCCGCUGGCGUCUAAAUCUAACGAGAUUAAGACGUUCUUUGGUCGGAAAGUUGCCAUUGACGCGUCCAUGUGUUUGUAUCAGUUUCUGAUCGCUGUUAGACAACAGGACGGUCAGCAAUUGACCAAUGAUGAUGGUGAGACAACGUCUCAUCUGAUGGGAAUGUUCUAUCGAACUUUGAGAAUGAUUGACAACUCUAUCAAACCUUGUUAUGUGUUUGACGGAAAGCCACCUGUGCUGAAAGGUGGAGAGCUGGAGAAACGUCUUGCGAGAAGGGAACAGGCUACUAAGAAUAUCGAAGCCCUCAAGGAAUCCGGGACUGCUGAAGAGUUGGCCAAGUUUGAAAGAAGAACAGUGAAAGUUACCAGGGAGCAGAAUGAAGAGGCUAAGAAGCUUCUGGACCUUAUGGGUAUUCCAUACGUUAAUGCGCCUUGUGAAGCUGAGGCACAAUGUGCUGAAUUGGCAAAAGGUGGUAAAGUAUACGCCGCUGCAUCUGAAGAUAUGGACACGUUGUGCUAUAAGACACCGUUCCUGUUACGCCAUUUGACAUUCUCAGAACAGAGAAAAGAGCCGAUCCAAGAGAUCGACGUUGCCAAAGUUCUGGAGGCCUUGGAAAUGGACCAAAAACAAUUCGUGGAUCUAUGUAUCUUACUCGGAUGUGACUACUGUGAAAGCAUCAGAGGUGUUGGCCCUGUCAGCGCUUUAAAACUCAUCAAAGAGUACGGAACCAUCGAAGGUGUACUUGAGUUCAUCAAGAGCAAUCCUGAUUCCAAAUACAAAAUUCCCGAAGACUGGCCAUAUGAAGGAGCAAGAGAGUUGUUUUUGAACCCAGAUGUCAUCCCAGCGAAGGACGUUGAGUUGAAAUGGAGAGAACCAGAUGAGGCAGGUCUCUUAAAGUUUAUGGUGGAAGAAAAGGGCUUCUCUGAGGAGAGAAUCAAAAGCGGUAUCGAAAGAUUGAAGAAAGGUUUGAAGACCACAUCACAAGGAAGAUUAGAUGGGUUCUUUAAGGUUAGACCAAAAACGCCUGAGGAGCUCGCCAAGGCAAAGAAGAAGAGACAGGCAGAGGAAGCUGCUAAGAAGAAGGGAAAGAAGCUCAAAAAGAAGUAAAUAGUAUUGUAAUGAUAUAUUGAAUGCGGUUU
Williopsis jadinii is the source of this 1202-nucleotide messenger RNA. It is a transcript of the gene RAD27, whose product is annotated as multifunctional nuclease RAD27. The coding region runs from base 25 to 1170 and encodes 381 amino acids. Gene Ontology annotation, molecular function: 5'-3' exonuclease activity; DNA binding; 5'-flap endonuclease activity. The record is from RefSeq and is a predicted model, not a curated record. Gene Ontology annotation, cellular component: cytoplasm; nucleus. NCBI's taxonomy places the organism in Eukaryota, Fungi, Ascomycota, Saccharomycetes, Phaffomycetales, Wickerhamomycetaceae. The transcript is spliced from 2 exons.